Bolinopsis microptera is the source of this 1393-nucleotide messenger RNA. RefSeq names its product phospholysine phosphohistidine inorganic pyrophosphate phosphatase-like. Gene Ontology annotation, cellular component: cytosol. Bases 46 to 837 code for a protein of 263 amino acids. The record is from RefSeq and is a predicted model, not a curated record. Gene Ontology annotation, biological process: dephosphorylation. Lineage: Eukaryota; Metazoa; Ctenophora; Tentaculata; Lobata; Bolinopsidae. The transcript has 9 exons. Gene Ontology annotation, molecular function: inorganic diphosphate phosphatase activity; phosphatase activity.
GUACUGUAGAACUCUGGCUACCGUUUACAGAAAGGCUUAUUGAUCAUGCUGUCCGAAAGACCAAAAGGAAUUGUCAGUGACAUUAGUGGAGUUCUGAAAGACAUGACAAAUGGAGUGGAUGUGGCUAUAGAGAAAUCUGUUGAAGCAUUUCAAAGGAUUCAAGAGAGUGGAGUACCCUAUGUCUUGUGUACUAACGAAAGCUGCUACUCAACAGCUAUCCUAGCUCAAAAGCUCAAUGAAAUUGGAUUCAAUGUGCGAGCCGAUCAAAUCCUCUCACCAGUUUCUGCUAUCAUUCAAGUGAUAAAAGAGAAUAACCACAGACCUUUUGUAUUGGUGAAUAAGAAAGUAGUGGAGGAUUUUUCACAGUUUGAUCAAACCAACCCUGAUUGUGUGGUGGUGGGCGAUGCAGAAGAGCAUUUUACUUAUGAAAUUGUUAACAAAACAUUCAAGUUACUUGUAGGCGGUGAACGCAAAUUUUACAGCCUAGGGAAAGGAAAGUACUACAUGGAUUCUGGAGAGCUUAAAGUUGAUCUGGGGUGUUUUGUAGCCGGAUUAGAGUAUUCAAGUCAAGUUCAAGCGGAGAUAGUAGGCAAGCCUAGCUCGGUGUUCUUCAACCAAGCAGCCAAGAUGAUUGGUUUAGCACCUGGUGAUCUAGUGAUGAUUGGUGACGAUGUGGAGGGUGACGUUGGAGGUGCUUUGAGCGCCGGAUUUCAGGCUGCUGUUCUUGUCAAGACUGGAAAAUUCAGGCCAAGAGAUGCGAACCAUCCUAAAGUAAAACCCACCUUCAUAGCAGACAACUUAAGUCACGCCGUUGAUGUGAUACUUGGCAUGAAGUAGACAUUGCACUUAUUUUGAACAGUUUAUCAUCGAACAAAGCUGCGGUUUUUUAUCGUAGAAUUUGUAACGGUUAAAAUAUAUUUAUUUGAGUUUUUAUAACGGAUUAGAUUUUAAAUAAACAAAACAACAUAGAUAAUGGAUAUUUCAUUAGAUUCAAGGGACUAAUUCACAAUUAAAGUACAUUGCACAUUACACAUGUAUGUGUAUUUUGGGUGCAGAUAAAUAUCCUGUAUACUACCCAGUAUGUAACAUUUGAUACCCAGUACGUUGCAAACGGGGUUAUUACUUUAUUUCAUUAAAUUUUAUGGUGUAGAAUUCACGACUUCUUGGGACUUGUUGAGGGGACAUAAUGGUGUUGCUAUCUCAUGUUGCUUAAUAUUUUAUUUUCCUUUAUACUUGAUUUUCGAUAUUGAUGGUACUGAUGUAUAUUUACCAGCAUACGAUAGGAUAAUUUUAAACCCCAAUUUGAUACCUUUAAGUGUUUUAGUUUCCAUGAUUGUGUGUGCUGUAUAUUGUAGAUCUAACUUAUUAUAAUCAUAUUUUUUACCGGUUAUUA